Messenger RNA from Diuraphis noxia (Russian wheat aphid), 361 nucleotides. RefSeq lists its product as uncharacterized. Gene Ontology annotation, cellular component: cytoplasm. The record is from RefSeq and is a predicted model, not a curated record. Lineage: Eukaryota; Metazoa; Arthropoda; Insecta; Hemiptera; Aphididae.
GUAACAAUGUAACCUGAAGAUUAAUCAACAUUUUCUCUUGUAGGCCAAUCAUGUGUGCAUGAAAGAAUCAAUAUCUUACAAUCAUGAUAUUCCCUCAUUUGGUUCACAUCGUCCUGCUUGGGCCAAAUAUGGUGAAUAUAAAUUUUUACCAAAACAAAGAUGGUUACACAAUUUAGAGCAUGGAUCCGUAGUAAUGUUAUACCAUCCAUGCACUCAUCCAGUUUUAGUCCAACGUAUGCGAACAGUAUUAAAGUCAUGUCUUUUCAGACAUAUUAUUACUCCGUAUAAUUUGGUUCCUGAAGAUAGGGUUUGUAUGAUACAUACAGUAUGUGCAAAGUCAGACUAAACAGAGGACUAGGGG